UACAAAAUUAUUCUGAGCGCUAUAGGUUUCUCAAAAACUUUUCUUUAGUGCACCGAAACAAGCUGCUAACAACAACACAUGCGAGGAUUGCAAUCGUCAGUUGUGUUCGGCUAGUAAUCUCAAACGUCAUCGAGCUACGUGCAAGAUUGUGAUGCAAAAGCAGUACUCAAGAAAUGGAGGCGUUGUUUCACCUGUGUCGAAGCCAGUCCAGCAGCAGAAGUGGCAACCAGUUGAAAUAGCCGCUCGAGAACGAAUGAUCAUCGAUCGUUCUUAUGCAGCUGCUUUAGCGGCAAGUCAAGAAGCUCGACAGCAUAUGCCACAACAACAGUCUCAAAUGAUCGCUCGAACGGGUGGAGAUAACACGGGAUCUUUUGUAAUUGUUCAAGACCAGGGUGUCGUAGGAGAAAGGCCAUGGGUAUGCUAA
This is a messenger RNA of Cylicostephanus goldi, 424 nucleotides long. Lineage: Eukaryota; Metazoa; Nematoda; Chromadorea; Rhabditida; Strongylidae. The record is from the annotation of a GenBank genome assembly.